AUGGAUGAAGAUGAUGAACUUUUACCAAGUGCAGCAAACCCGAUCAUGAUACAUGCCUAUGCACUCAAACACCGUUUUUACCCGUACUACCAAGUCAUGCGAAACACCUCCAAGAUGCAUGGUAUCAAAGAAAAAGUCCUUAAAGACGAUACCGAGUUUGAGUGGGACAACGUUAUUAUCACUUUCUCGUGGAUCAUUGUUCAGCAGGGCCUUUGCAAAUGUUAA
This is a messenger RNA of Lichtheimia ornata, 225 nucleotides long. RefSeq lists its product as uncharacterized. The coding region runs from base 1 to 225 and encodes 74 amino acids. The transcript has a single exon. The record is from RefSeq and is a predicted model, not a curated record. NCBI's taxonomy places the organism in Eukaryota, Fungi, Mucoromycota, Mucoromycetes, Mucorales, Lichtheimiaceae.